AUGUCAAGUAACCUAAGAGCUGAAAAUAGAAGAAAUCGUCGAAAUGAAAGAAAUGAGGCCAGACGAGGAGAAAUUAAUCGUUGCCAAAAUGAGAGAAAUGAGGCCAGACGAGAAGCAAUUAAUCGUCGCCAAAAUGAAAGAAAUGAGGCUAGACGUGAAGAAGUUAUUCGUCGCCAAAAUGAAAGGAAUGAGGCUAGACGUGAAGAAGUUAUUCGUCGCCAAAAUGAAAGAAAUGAGGCUCAACGAGUAUUAUUUAGGCGUGAAAUGCAUUGCAUAGCAAGAAAUAAUGUUUUUAUAGAGAGUAAUUACCUAGGAGAAAUGAACCAUAAUUGUCAGUAUUGUGGUGCUAAAAAAUUUUUAAAUGAAACACAUUUUUUGUGCUGCCAUUCGGGAAAGGUUGUCUUACCUCCACUUUUACCUUAUCCACUGCUGAUGGUUGAUUUAAUGACAGACAACCAUGUUGAUCGUGCUUUGAAUCAAAAUUUUUUCAAGCAUAUACGAAAUUAUAAUGCCUGUCUAUCUUUUGCUUCAUUCAUAGCCACAAUAGAUCCUCCGUCAAAUCGUGGUCCACCCUGUUUUAGAAUUAGUGGGCAAAUUAUGCAUCGUAUUGGUAAUCUACGACAUCAGCAAGGGGAUCCACCUGCUUAUUGUCAAUUAUAUGUUUAUGAUCCUAAUACUGCUUUAAACUUUCGAAUGGAGCAAAAUGAUUGUUGCAUACGUGAGUUAAUGGAACUUUUGCAGACAAUAAUUAAUCAGGAGAAUCCAUAUGCGCUUGCAUUUAAAAACAUGGCAGAAGUUGAAGAUGCAGAAAUUCGUCAAGCUGCUAUAGAAGGUCGACCGAUUUCUGUUGUCAAAAUGUCGUUGCUUGAGGGUUGUGAUAGACGUCGAUACAAUCUUCCAUCACAUGAAGAGGUUGCCAUUGUGUUUGUAGGAAAUGAUGGUGCUCCACCUCCAUCUAGAGAAGUUGUUAAUUAUCCUCGAGGUCAACCCUUAAAAACAAUUUCAAGUAUGUCUGCAAAUCUAGAUCCAAUGAUAUAUCCAAUAUUUUUUCCAAGAGGUGAUGCAGGAUGGCAUGAUCAACUAGAGCACAAUCCUGACCGAGCAAUACGUGUUCGAAAUCGUUAUGCUGUUGAUGCAUAUGUCAAGAUUGAAGGACAGCGCCUUGCUUUUAUCAGAAAUAACCAAAACAAACUUAGAAGUGAACAAUACGAUACAUUACAUGAGUAUGUAAAUAAUGUUGCAAAUAACCUUUAUCUAGAAACAGCAGAGGAUAUUGAUAGUUUAAUAUCAGCUGAAAUUUCAGAUCAAACUGUUGAUCCUGAACUUUUUAAAACUGUAAAAACAUGUAUGAUUCAUUGA
Molecule: messenger RNA, 1359 nt
Organism: Hydra vulgaris (swiftwater hydra)
Lineage: Eukaryota; Metazoa; Cnidaria; Hydrozoa; Anthoathecata; Hydridae
Source: RefSeq, a predicted model, not a curated record